Messenger RNA from Prunus armeniaca (apricot), 279 nucleotides. Lineage: Eukaryota; Viridiplantae; Streptophyta; Magnoliopsida; Rosales; Rosaceae. The record is from the annotation of a GenBank genome assembly.
AUGGGGAGGAGGCCUGCAAGGUGUUAUAGGCAGAUUAAGAACAAGCCAUACCCGAAGUCACGUUUCUGUCGCGGUGUGCCUGAUCCUAAGAUCAGAAUUUAUGAUGUUGGAAUGAAGAAGAAAGGUGUUGAUGAGUUUCCCUUCUGCGUCCAUCUUGUGAGUUGGGAAAAAGAGAAUGUUUCAAGUGAGGCACUUGAGGCAGCUAGGAUUGCUUGCAACAAAUACAUGACCAAAUUUGCUGGGAAGGAUACGUUUGGAAAAUUCAUUUAUCACGAGUAA